Chelonus insularis is the source of this 2457-nucleotide messenger RNA. Its product is annotated as U3 small nucleolar ribonucleoprotein protein MPP10. The coding region runs from base 84 to 1973 and encodes 629 amino acids. Gene Ontology annotation, cellular component: small-subunit processome; sno(s)RNA-containing ribonucleoprotein complex; Mpp10 complex. The record is from RefSeq and is a predicted model, not a curated record. NCBI's taxonomy places the organism in Eukaryota, Metazoa, Arthropoda, Insecta, Hymenoptera, Braconidae. Gene Ontology annotation, biological process: rRNA processing. The transcript is spliced from 4 exons.
CACGCGUGUUGUGUUUUUGAGUCUGUCUUUGAAAUGUUUAUUGUUAUUUAAUAAAUAAUUUUUUAAAUAUAAAUUAGGAUAAAAUGGAGAACAUUAAUAUCCUAAACGAAGUUUAUACAACAAUUGAUGAGAAUACGCAGAAUUUCGAAAAUUUCUUGAGUGUUCAAGAUCAUUUAGCAAAUCAAUUUCGACAAACAACAAAAUGUUUGUACGAUUUUACAAAAUUAAAUUCUAACCAUAAAAAUAAUGCUCUUCCUGAGCUUGUUAUUCAAGACUUUGAUGAAGAACAGAUUUGGCAACAAAUAGAAAUACAAAAUGAAUCAGAAUUAACACAUUUUCUCACUGAGGUCUCUCGAGUGUUAUCAAAAAAAAGCGAUUUAACAUUACCUGUAAGUUUAACAAAAUCGGAGGAUACUGUUUUGGAUGAUGAAGCAAAUACUGAAGAAAAAGAGCAUGAAUCUGAAAAAGAAGAAAACGCUCAAGAUGAUGAAUCUAACAGUGAUGAUGACAUGGAUUUUGAUUUUGGUCUGGAUGAGAUACAACAGAAAGACAAAACUAAACCAAAGUCAUCUAAACGUCAUAAAAAAUCGUCAAUUGUUGAUGAUAAAUUUUUUAAACUAACAGAUUUAGAUGAGUAUCUCAAUCGUGAAGACCAGAAACAAUCCAAAACAGCAGAUGAUGAGUCUGAUGAAGAGUCUGUUGAUUUAUUCCGAGAUGAUUCGGAAGACGAUGAUAAUGGUAGAACAUUAAAGUAUACUGAUUUUUUUGAUAGCCCAGAUAGUGAAGAUGAAAAUGUUUCUGAAAAAGAGAAGGACAAGAAUGAAGAAGAUAAUUGUUCAGAAAAUAAUUCUGAUGAAGACUAUGAAUCUGAUAAAAAUGACGAGAAUAAUGAAAGAAUGAAAAAAAAAAUUAGAAAAGCAGAGAGUACUUCAGACUUGAACAAUAGCGAUAACGAUGAAUCAGAUGAUAGACGAAAUGAAAUAAAGUCUACACUUGAAAAUCGACAAGAAAGAUUGAAAAAAAGAAUUGAAGAGCUAGAAAAUGAAGCUAUUUCUGACAAGCCUUGGCAAUUAAAAGGUGAAGUAUCAGCAACUGGUCGUCCGCAAAAUUCUCUACUUGAAGAAUAUGUCGAGUUUGAUGUAACAACAAGACCAGCACCAAUUAUAACAGAAGAAACAACUUUAAGGCUUGAAGAUAUCAUAAUGCAACGAAUUAAAGAUAGGGCUUGGGAUGAUGUUGAAAAAAAAUUCAAGCCUGUUGAAACACCAAUGGAGUAUAAAAAGAAAUUAAUUAUGGAUCAAGAGAAGAGCAAAAAAAGUUUGGCUGAAAUUUAUGAAGAAGCUUAUCUUAAACAAAAAGAAGCUCUAAAUCCUGAAAACCAAGAGAAAGAGGAGGAAGAGCCAGAAGAGCAUAAAGAGAUUCGUGGAAUGAUGAAUUCAUUAUUCCAAAAAUUAGAUGCCUUAUCAAACUUCCACUAUACACCGAAAAUGGCUCAACCUGAAGUCAAAAUUAUCAGCAACGUACCUGCUUUUACAAUGGAAGAAGUUGCACCAGUUGCUACGGCUGAUGCAGCACUUUUAGCGCCAGAAGAAAUUCAAGCUAAGCAUCGUGGUGAUCUUAUUGGAAAAUCGGAGAGAACCAAAACAGAUAUGAAACGUGAGAGAAGAAAGAAAAAAUCACUUCAACGUAAACGGUUUAAAGCAAAAGAACAGAAAGAGAAUAGUACUUUAUCUGAUAAAUUAAAGAAGAAUAAGAAACAAAUGCAAGAAGCACAGAGCUCUAUGCUUAAAAAAUUAACCAAGGAUAGGAAUAUUAAGAAAGUAGAUGAGACUAAUCACAAAGCUAUAAAAUCAUCUACAGCUUUCUUUACACAACUGCAAGAUGAAGUCACGGAACUUAUUAAAUCAAAAACUCAAAAAGUGAAAAAUAAGAAAGAAAAAGUGAAUAAAUCAGCUGUCAAGUUAAAAUUAUAAAUUUUGUAUAGUCAUAAAUAUGAAUAAUAUAAUCUUUUAUAUUCUCAGAUUACUUCAUUUCUCUUGUUUCAGUCAAGUAUUCUAAGUUGUGUAUAAAAUAUAAAAAUAUGAAGGUGAAGGAUACUGCAGGAAAUAAUGUUGUGAGACGAUUUGAAAAAAAAAUACAACUAAUAUUCAUAACCCGUACAUUGGUGAAAAAUUUUUCUUUCUAAUUUUCUUAUUUUUUCCAUAAUGAUAUGCUAGUUUCAUCAUUUUCAUUGUAUCUGAAAAAUUGUUAUACAUGUACAAAUACAACAAAUCACAAGUGAUCACUUAUUUUUGCAGGCGGUAACAUUAUCUAUAUUUUGUUUUCUUAUAAGUAUCUAAAAACGGUGUCCCAUAGACAAGCAAAGUGUGUCAGUUAUAUAAUUUUGUACAUUCUUGUAUCUGAACGAUUUUCUGUAAAUUUUUUCUCAAAGUAAAAUUGCACUGUAAUAAUUACAAA